Prorocentrum cordatum is the source of this 3053-nucleotide messenger RNA. NCBI's taxonomy places the organism in Eukaryota, Dinophyceae, Prorocentrales, Prorocentraceae. The record is from the annotation of a GenBank genome assembly.
GCCAUUCUUUCUCAAGUCGCCCCUGCCCUGAGGCGGAAAGCCGUCACCGCCGACAGUGAAUGCCCAACCGGCCCCUCCUCCGCGGGCCGUGGCGCAUCCCCCUCCCCGCCCCCCCUGCGCCGGCAUGGCCGCCCAGCCGCGCCUGGCCGUCGCCGCCGCGGCCGCUUUCGCGUGCGUCGGCGCCGCGCCAGACCCGUCGGUGCACUUGGACGGCCCCUGGCGCAUGACCGCCGUGACGCACCGCCUGGUCCGCAUCGAGUACGACGUGGGGCGCGUCUUCGUCGACGACCCCACCGACGCCUUCGUGAGGGGCCCGAGCCUUGGCGCCUGGAGGGGCAGCCAGGCCGCCCUGCCCGGGGGCUGGGCCUCUGUGCAGACGGACAGCGUCACCGUCUCGUACCUGCGGUCCGCCCCCCCGGCCCGCGGCACCGUGAAGGUCGAGAGCAUUCACGCGCUCCCGUGGAUGUCGGGCGCUCGGCAGAAGGCCACCUGGAGCUGGGGCGACCCGGCCGAUGGCAACCUGGGCGGCACAGCCCGCACUCUGGACCUCUCGGCCGAGACCCUCAAUCUCAACUGCAGCGAGAAGGUGUCGCCGACGAUGGACAACUCCCAGAUGCACUGCGCCUGGGGGCUCGUUUCCGCGGCCGGCUCUGCGGUCGUGAGCCAGACGGGCGCGCCUGUGUGGCGCGACGGGUUGUACGCGCCCUCCAGGAACUCCGUGGACGUGUUCGUUUUCCUGCACGGUUUGGACUUCGCGGGCGCGCUGAAGGAUUUUGUGCACGCAGCUGGGCCUCCUGCCGUGCCGCCAAGGUAUGCCUUGGGCACGAUAUUCACGCGGUGGUUCGACUUUGACAGCGACUCGGCCCUUGCCCUUGUCGAUGACUUUGAAGCCCGCAGCUUCCCGCUGGACGCGUGGAUCUUUGACAUGAACUGGCACCAGUUUGGGCCUGCACAUGAUCUUUGGGGGUCGUUCACAUGGAACGAGGACAGCUUCCCGAACCUGCAGGGCAUGCUGGACGCUUUUAUGGCUAAGGGCCUGCGCAUCGGGGCCAACACCCACGACCACGACGGCAUCAGGACGACGGAAGAAACCUUCCAGCAGGUUUGCGCGUUCCUGGGCCACCAGCCCUGCAACAGUAGCAUCCCCUUCGACCUUUACAACAAAACGUUCGCGCUGGCGCAGGAGGACAUCGCGUGGAUGGCACUGCAGACAAAGGGUGAGAAGCAGGGCAUAGACUUCGCGUGGAUCGACUACCAACAGGGCGAGACCGACAAGCUUGAGCGCACCCGGAUCCCCGGGAUCAACCCCACCAUGGUGCUCAACCGUCUGCGCAGCACCGACCACGCCAGACACGGCGAGGACACGCGGUCCUUGAUCUUCUCGCGCUGGGGAGGCGUCGGGAGCCACAAGUAUCCGGUGGGGUUCUCUGGCGACCAGAAGCACUCGUGGAAGGGCUUGGCCUUCCUGCCGUACUUCACCAGCACGGCGGCCAACGUGGCGUUCGGGUACUGGAGCCACGACACGGUCGGUGGGGACCACGGGGACACGAAGGAUUACGAGCUCUCCGUGCGGUGGUUCCAGACGUCCGCGUGGAGCCCCGUGCUCCGGAUGCACGACAAGGGCCAGGGCACGGGCAAGUGCGCCACCACGGAGGUGUGCGCGCGGGUCGUGCCGUGGGAUGUGCCCGCGGCGUUCUACGCCGCGAUACGCUCCGCGUCGUGGCAGAGGGACGAGAUGAUGCCCUACAUCUACACCGCUGCCUUCAGCGCCUCCUCCACCGGCCUGACUCUGGCGCGCCCGAUGUACUACGAGGACCCGACCGACCCCGCGCUCUACGACCUGGGCCAGCAGUACCUGUUUGGCCCCGACAUGAUCGUGAGCCCCAUCACGAGCCCCUCCGGAGACGCUACGGCCUCAGACCAGGCCCUCGGCGCCGUCAGGUGGAGCAUUUACGCUCCGUCGAAGUCCGCGUGGGUCGACGUGCUGAACGGAGAGUUCGCGUCUGGCACUAGAACGCUCGGCGUGUACGGCAUCAUGGACGUGCCUCGCCUGGCGAGGCAGGGCGCGGUCAUCGCGAUGCGCCCGCGCCUGGCCGGCGAGGGGUCGCUCGCGCGGGCCGGCGCGCCGCUGCGCGCGGUGGAGUUCCGUGUGGCGCCCGCGGCGGUUUUCUACGGAAGUGUCGAUCGGCAGUGGAGCGGCAGCGGGGAAGCCGUUGACGACGAUGGGGUUACGACCGCCUAUUUGCGCGGUAGCUACUCUACGAUCAGCUGCAACUACACGUUCCAGAACGGCACCUUUCAGGUCCAUGUCGCGCGCUCGGGCAGCUUCCCAGGGCAGCCGUCGCUCACGACGGUACGCCUGUCCUUCCCGCAGAUGCCGCCCAUGCUCGUCCUCAAGCCGGCGGGCGCCUCCGUCGAGUACAGCCGCGAGAUCGCUGGGCCCCUGGUGACCGUCCCCGACGUGGCCUUCGGCCCCAUGCCGCCCGGCUCGGAGCUGUUCCUCGAGCUCCGGGUGGACGCGGCGUACUCCAAGGCCCUGCCCCUCUUCGUCGGGCUGCUGGGGCGCGUGCGGCGCGCCCGCUACGUGAAGGACGCGCUCGACGCCGCCAACGUGCCCUACGGCGCGGGCCGGGCCAACCUCACCGCCUGCGUCCUGGCGGCCGCGAGCAUGUCCGCGCCCUUCGCGGCGCGCCUCGAAGACCUGUGGCGGGGCGCGCUGGCCGAGGGCCACGCGCUGCUGAAGUCGGACGCGACUCUGAGGGGGGACGCGCGCCGCUCCAGGUUCAUCGCGGACAUGCUGAGUACCCCGGAGACGCGGGAAACUCAACAGAAGGCGCGACGGCUUCUGAGAAACCUUGGAAGGCCUGGUCCUUCUCGAUUUCCCCCAGGCUCGCCGCCGAUUACUACAUAGAAGUCACACGGUCGUGCUCAUCGCCGGAUUACUACAUAGAAGUCACACGGUCGUGCUCAUCGCCGCGCGAAAAUCUGUGGAGCAUUUUUUUCUUUGCGCAAUUCGUCAGCGGAUCGGAGGUGAGGGAGCGAGAUCGAAGUGG